UCCCCAACUCCCUACACACUCGACCACCCGAGUCUUCUUCAUUCAUGAUUCUGAACGUUCUUUUACUUCGCACGAUUUGAGAGCUUUGCUCAAUUCGUUUUGCUCGAACCCGCGCGACAGAACACCCCUCUCUCUCUCUCCACAAUCUCACAAUGGCAGCACCUGUUGACCCUGCUACGAGGAAGAAGGUGUUGAGGGUUAUCUUCAUAUCUCUCCUAUUGGAUCUUUUAUCUUUUACCUUCAUCCUUCCUUUAUUCCCAAAACUGUUAGAGUUCUAUCGCAAUCUAGAAGCGCCCAUAUCCUCUACCGACGAACCUCGAACCCUCCUCGCACAUAUUCUUCAGUAUCUCAACGCAUACAAAGCCUCUUUUGCAAGGCCCAUCGAUUCCAGAUAUGACGUUGUGCUACUUGGCGGGGCUCUGGGGAGUCUCUUCUCUCUUCUCCAAGCCCUUGCCUCCCCCAUCAUCGGGAUCCUCUCCGACAGAUACGGCCGCCGAACAGCCCUCCUCACCAGCAUGGUCGGCAACAUCCUAAGCGUCCUCCUCUGGGUCUGCGCCACCGAUUUCCGCACAUUCCUCCUCUCCCGCGUCGUGGGCGGGCUGUCGGAAGGAAACGUCCAGCUCGCUAUCGCUAUGGCGACUGACGUGUCGGACGAGAAGCAGAGAGGCGCGACAAUGGCGCUCGUGGGGAUAUGCUUCAGUAUAAGCUUUACAUUUGGGCCGGCUCUGGGCGCCUGGCUUAGCACGAUUAGUACCGUGGUCGCCAACCCUUUUGCGACAGCUGCCGGGUUCUCGCUGUUCUUGAUCGUGACGGAGACGAUAUACCUAUAUCUCUAUCUCCCCGAGACGCUCCCCAGCAAAGUCGCGUCCGCGGAAGCCACAAAGACCUCCGCACCAGCACCUACAAAACCUACACCACCGUCAGAUCCCCCCAUCCAACGCACCAACUCCCACUUCCUCCUCAACCUCACCCACCUAACCUUCAUCCUCUUCUUCUCCGGCAUGGAAUUCUCCCUCCCCUUCAUGACCUACGACCUCUUCGGCUACACCUCCUCUCGCAACGGCCGUCUCCUCGGCUACAUGGGCCUCAUCUCCUCCCUCCUCCAAGGCACCCUCACCCGACGCCUCCCCCCCCUCCUGAGCAUCCGCAUCGGUCUCAUCUCCUGCCUCUGCGCCCUCUUCCUCCUCGCCCGCAUCUCCUCCAUCCCCGGUCUCUACGCCGCUGCUACCCUGCUCGCGAUCACUACCGCUACGGUAGUCACAGGCCUGAAUGCGCUCUCGAGUUUCGAAAGUGGCACGGGGGAGCGAGGGAGGAAGUUGGGGGGUUUGAGGAGUUGGGGACAGCUUGGGAGGGGACUGGGACCGUUGCUGUUCACGAGUGUUUAUUGGUGGGCGGGGAGGGAGAGAGCGUAUACGGUGGGGGCGAUGGGGGUUUUGGGGGUGUGCAUGCUAGGGUUUUUUGGCUUGAAGAGUCCGGGGAGAGGGAAGGGGGGGCUUUAGGAGGGCUGGAUUAUUCUGUGCUUAUUGGUGUUGGAACGGAUGGGUGGGUUAGAUGGGUUAUAGACGGGUAUGGAUGUAUGUAUGUGUAUGAGUAGGUAUGUAUGUAUAUCUAGACGAGUUAAGAUAAUGAUUUCCAUUUCAUCUCGUUCCAUCCCCCCCCGCUAAAAUACCGCCUAUAUAUAUAUCAUACCG
Molecule: messenger RNA, 1691 nt
Organism: Amorphotheca resinae ATCC 22711
Lineage: Eukaryota; Fungi; Ascomycota; Leotiomycetes; Helotiales; Amorphothecaceae
Exons: 4
Coding region: 153-1499 (448 amino acids)
Biological process (GO): transmembrane transport
Cellular component (GO): brush border membrane
Molecular function (GO): transmembrane transporter activity
Source: RefSeq, a predicted model, not a curated record